GCAACGAGAGGUACGCAUCUUCCAUCCAUCCUUGUAUCUGAAUGCAUGCUCUUGGUAUUGAAGUCGGAUGAAUGUGUUGGCUUGGGAUGCAAUCGUUGUUAUGCACGUAAGGAUUUGGGUUUGCUAUCUUGGAUUUGCUUAGCUUUUGUUCUGUAUUUAUGUCGUUCUAUGUUGCUCCUUAGGACCAAGUUGUUCGCGCUAGAGAUUAAGGUCCAAGAAUUUGUGACGACGGACUCGAAUGGUAGAAAAAUUUUAAGGAAAGGCACGGUGAUGCGAUGGGAGAUGGAGAUAGGAUCUUUUUCUCUUGAUUUGCUGAUGACAAGUUUGCUAAAAGAGGUGAAUUGGGGCAGUAACCAGUCUGCCACUGUGUGGUUCUAUGACAAGAGAAUGGGAGAGGAUGUCAGACUAGACAAUGAGAUUCAGAUGAUUGACAUGUUUGAAAUGUACAAGUCCGAGAUGAGCUGUGAGAUAGUGGUAGGAAUAUUUGACAAAGCAUUAGUGGAGAACCAUAUAGAACAUGAAUUCGAUGAUCUAACACCUCUGUGUGUCAUUCCUCCUGAUGAUCCACUUGUUGAUGUACCCACAUCUACACAGCCCAAUCCUAACACCCCACAUCCUGAACCAGACAUAGGUAUCCAACAGCCUCAGCCUCAGCCUCAACCAGAAACAGUAGAUGCUUCUCUGCCUGACCCAUUUGACAUUGAGGAGGAAUAUGUUGGUGUUGAUGAUGAACAUAUGUACAUGCCAACUCCUCCUGCACAGCCCACACAACCCACAGAACCCCCACAGCCAGCUGAAAAUGAGCAGAAUGAGGGUGGUGUUGAUAAUGCUAAUGCUGAGGCAGAGGUGAAUGAUGCAGAUCUAGAGGAGCUUCAUGUGCUUCAUGAUCCUACCAAUCCCAACAUUGUGAAGGGUGCUUUAUUUCCUGACAUCGUAGCAUUCAGGAAAGCAGUGAGGCAUUAUGCCAUUGUAAAAGGUUUUGAGUUUACUGACCUGAAGACAGACCCAACAAAAUUCAUUGCCAAGUGUGCACAUGAGGGUUGUCCAUGGCGUAUCCAUGCUUCUAGGGUACAAGGUCAAAGAGCUAUUGAGAUCAAGGUUCUACCUGCAGAGCAUAAUUGCCCAACAACCAAGCUAUUAGAAGGCAAGAUGGCUACCCAAGGUUGGGUUGCAUAUAGACUUUCUGACUGGGUGAAGAAGAACCCCCAUAAGGGGACAAAAGAAGCUAAGGAGAAGUUAGAGUCAGAGUUUGGAAUAAAGUUAAAGUAUUCCAAAGCCUGGUCAGGUAUGAAGGUUGCACUUGAGCAAAUUCAUGGUAGAUAUGAAGAAAGUUUUCAAUUGUUAUUCAACUGGAAGGCACAGAUGGAAAUAAGUUAG
Panicum virgatum (switchgrass) is the source of this 1377-nucleotide messenger RNA. RefSeq lists its product as uncharacterized. Bases 46 to 1377 code for a protein of 443 amino acids. NCBI's taxonomy places the organism in Eukaryota, Viridiplantae, Streptophyta, Magnoliopsida, Poales, Poaceae. The record is from RefSeq and is a predicted model, not a curated record. The transcript has 2 exons.